Orbicella faveolata is the source of this 963-nucleotide messenger RNA. RefSeq lists its product as uncharacterized. NCBI's taxonomy places the organism in Eukaryota, Metazoa, Cnidaria, Anthozoa, Scleractinia, Merulinidae. The record is from RefSeq and is a predicted model, not a curated record.
AUGUAUCUGGUGGGGUUUAACGGAGUGCCUAAAAGAUAUGCUUCUGUGCUCCCAGUGUAUAAAGACAUGAAGUUUGAAGUUUCCAUCAAUCCCAGCGAGAGUGAGUUAGAGGGUGGUAAGCCCUUUACACUAAAAUAUCAAGGAAACCUUCCUGAAGAAGUCCAUUCUGCUUGGGUUUCAUUUGGGAAAACAACACUUGUUGAAGUUACAAAAAUACGCGAAAAGUUCUUAGGCGGACUAGAGAUUCCACCUGGACAGAAGCCAGGUUUUGCUUCUGUUGAGGUUUUCACAGACGACAAGGCUCAUUCCUUGGGAACAACAAGAAUCUUCUAUCUGAGUAAAGAUAGAAGGACAAAGUUGUACCAGCAACUAGUUCACGAUCCAAAUAGACAGACUGAAUUCUUUCAUGAGUGGGCAGCCUCACGUGGAGGUGCUGGAGGAAGUAUGUCUAGCUCACCAAGUUCUUCAAGUCUCGGACUCUGCAAUCAGAGCAAUUCUUCGCAACCAGCUGAUGUACAUGUACUGCAGACUUUAGUUGACACAGCAGCGGAAUGUGAUGCUUUUGAUUUUCUGCACAUGAUCUUUAACACCUCAGCUGGAAAAGUAGUUUUUGAUGCUUACAAAGACAUUUCACCAUUACCUGAAGACACAGCUAAGGUUAAUGGCCAUGAAAAAACAGCACAGUUCCUUAGAGAAGUUUUCCAAAGAUUGUCACAGGAGGAAAAGAAAACAGACAGACGGGCAAAUGAAGUAGACUGGGCAGAACUUGAGAGGGCGGUUAAAACGACCCAAGAACCUCCUAACCUACCCAACAAUGAAAAGGAAACGGCAUUGCACGGAGAUGGUAUUUUUGACAAAUUUGGAUGUCACAUGGCACCUUCUGCAGUAUUCACAGUGAAGCACUGGUUGGAAAAUCAAAAUUUCCCAAAUGAUAAAGGUACUGCCAGUGAAUUGUACUCAUAA